Colletotrichum paranaense is the source of this 1179-nucleotide messenger RNA. RefSeq lists its product as uncharacterized. Bases 1 to 1179 code for a protein of 392 amino acids. The record is from RefSeq and is a predicted model, not a curated record. Lineage: Eukaryota; Fungi; Ascomycota; Sordariomycetes; Glomerellales; Glomerellaceae. The transcript has 4 exons.
AUGAAGACAAACCUCUCAGACAUCACCAGCUCUCUGGACUCAAUUGAAGGUUCUUCAGAGAGAGUGGAUGAGCAACGGCUUUCAAAGACUGGCUAUAUGUAUCAAGGAAGUGAUUAUUUCUCCAGGGUCGUAAACGAGGUAGAGGUAAUGCAGAGGACCACUCAGGCAUUGCGACGUAAGCGGAUGUGCUGGGCUCACGUUCCCGAGCUCUAUGAUGUCUCCUUUGCUUGCGGUUCUGGAAAGAAAUACUGUCGCCGACCGAUUCGAAACCGCAAACCUAAAGCUUUGGCUCCUGACCUCCAGAACGGGCCCCUCGAUAUGGGCAUUAGAUGCAUACAUAGACGAGUUGGUAUGCUGAGCUUCGGAGGUCAAAACAUUGCCCUAUUUCAAGACGAGACCUACGUCCGCUCCUCAUCCACCUCGUCAUCAGUCCUUUCGAAACGGUGCACAACAUGCCAGAGAUCGUCCAACGACGUCUUCCAGACGAGGCUCAGACGUAGCAUCUCGCCAACUCGACCACGAGGUAAAAGGCCUCUAGCUUCUCAUAGGCCCCGGAAACCGAUUCUCAACGUAUGUAUCGAAAUGGCCUCUUUCCUUCUAGACCUACCGCAUCCCGUCAUGGUCCGUCCUCUUCCAUCGGCACCCUUCCCUAGAAAGGACGGCAGAAUACCAUUAACGACUUCGUCCAUCAUUUAUCGCUUAGGCCAUUUCCGCAUCAAUUCCUCUGAUAUCGGACACAUGUCGAUACCUGUCCAAGCAGCAACAAGCUACAUGGCUCAAGUAACCCCCCUAAGACUGACCCGUUCUCAGAAAACAUCGUCACGACCAACGUCCCAAUUUCAGCCUUGUCCAAUCCCAGGGUUCGCCGUCGAAGUCGAUCGAGUUCUUCGAAAUAAAAGUCGUCCGCCUCGCUCCAAUCGUAUCCCCUCACCAUCUCUCCUCUUGUUGACACCUCAAACCUCUACCCUUCCCAGUCGGCCAACAGCAUCCAUCAUACUUUGCACCAGGCAAAGCCAGUCUCCCAUGCCAUCCACUCAACCUGAAUCCCGGCCCGUAUAUCCAAUUGCCUGUUGUCGUCGUCGUCGUCUUCGUCGUCGCCGUCGUCUUCGUGCUUACCGUAUGAUCCUCAUUCAUCCCGGGGCGAUGGAAAAGCCUGGUCCUUCAUCGCGAUUCAUAUAG